Messenger RNA from Sorex araneus (European shrew), 1777 nucleotides. It is a transcript of the gene LYPLA2, whose product is annotated as lysophospholipase 2. Gene Ontology annotation, biological process: protein depalmitoylation. NCBI's taxonomy places the organism in Eukaryota, Metazoa, Chordata, Mammalia, Eulipotyphla, Soricidae. The transcript is spliced from 10 exons. The record is from RefSeq and is a predicted model, not a curated record. The coding region runs from base 263 to 958 and encodes 231 amino acids. Gene Ontology annotation, cellular component: cytoplasm. Gene Ontology annotation, molecular function: palmitoyl-(protein) hydrolase activity; carboxylic ester hydrolase activity.
CGUGGCUUCAGGACGGGGAGUGGCGCCCCGGCGACCAACAUGGCAACCGGCCGGGCAGCGCCCGCCGCCGCUUCCGGGUUCCGCGAGGCCGGCCGGGCUGCUUCCGGCAGCGCGAUGGCUGGGUUCCCGGGACUCGAACGGAACUUCCGGCGGGGGCGGCCGAGGGGAAGAGUGUGUGUCUGUGCGGGAGGAAGAGGAGACUCGCCCGCGAGGUCUCGGAAGCCCCAGGGAGUGGAGGCCCCAGCCUUGGAGCCUGCGGUGUAUGUGCGGUAACAGCAUGUCUGUGCCCCUGCUCACCGAUGCUGCCACUGUGUCUGGAGCUGAGCGGGAAACGGCGGCGGUUAUUUUUCUGCACGGACUUGGAGAUACGGGGCACAGCUGGGCUGACGCCCUCUCCGCCAUCCGGCUUCCUCAUGUCAAGUACAUCUGUCCCCAUGCGCCGCGCAUCCCUGUAACACUCAACAUGAAGAUGGUGAUGCCUUCCUGGUUUGACCUGAUGGGGCUCAGUCCGGAUGCCCCGGAGGAUGAGGCUGGCAUUAAGAAGGCAGCAGAGAACAUCAAGGCCUUGAUUGAGCAUGAGAUGAAGAACGGGAUUCCUGCCAACCGCAUUGUUCUGGGAGGUUUUUCACAGGGUGGGGCCCUGUCCCUCUACACGGCCCUUACCUGUCCCCACCCUCUGGCUGGCAUUGUGGCACUGAGCUGUUGGCUGCCCCUGCACCGGGCCUUCCCGCAGGCAGCCAAUGGCAGUGCCAAGGACCUGGCCAUUCUUCAGUGCCAUGGGGAGCUGGACCCCAUGGUUCCCGUACGGUUUGGGGCCCUGACAGCCGAGAAGCUCCGGUCCGUUGUCACCCCUACCAGGGUCCAAUUCAAGACCUACCCAGGUGUCAUGCACAACUCCUGUCCUCAGGAGAUGGCAGCCGUGAAGGAGUUUCUUGAGAAGCUGCUGCCUCCUGUCUAACCAGACUUGCUGGCCCCCAGCGCAGUCCCCUAGUUCACAGGGGACCCAGCACGCGCAGCACCAUCUUGGAUCUGAGCCGGCCGAGCCCCUGUCCCCACCCUCCCUGACCUGUUCUCUUCCCACAGGCCUCUGAGGCAGGCGGGAUGAGCCCGGCCAGGCCUUCCUUCCCGACCUCAGCCACCUGGCUCUCUGCAGCCGGCAGUGGGCCACUUUCUUACCCCGUUUCCCUGGAGGUGGGCCCCCUGGCAGCAGUAUUGGAGGGGCUGCAGGCAGCGGGAGAAAGGGGCCCAGCCGCUGACCCACUCACUCAGGACCUCACUCACUAGCCCCACUUUGGGCCCCCUCCUGUGACCUCAGGGUUUGGCCCCUGGGGCCCUCCCAGGCCCCACCUCCAAACCACCCCACCGGAAUCUGCCCAGAUAAUCGUGUGUCUCUCCUGCCUCCGCUCCAGCUGCUUCUCAGUCAUGAAUGUGCCCGUGGCCCGGGCCCCCUGGCUGCUGUGGGCUGCCUGCCCCUGCUGGGCGUGUCGGGUCAGGAGGCAGAGUCCUUGGAGGGGGCCUUUCCCUCAGCCGUUUCCCCAACUUGGGGGCUGGGCCCUGCCUCCCCGUUACCCUCCUUCUCUGCAGGCCUGGAGCCUGCAGGGUUGGACUGAGGCUCAAGGUGUCCCCCAGCUGUCUCCUCCCCACCUUGUCCCCACUCUAGGGCCAGGGCAGUGUCAGGGGGGAGUCGUGUCUUGUCUUCUGUCUCCAUGUGGUUUUGGGUGUUUUUCUCGUUGUGUCCUGGAUUCCGAUAAAAUUAAAGAAAUUGCUUCAACUCUUA